This is a messenger RNA of Acanthochromis polyacanthus (spiny chromis), 7782 nucleotides long. RefSeq names its product remodeling and spacing factor 1b, tandem duplicate 1 (gene rsf1b.1). NCBI's taxonomy places the organism in Eukaryota, Metazoa, Chordata, Actinopteri, Pomacentridae. Gene Ontology annotation, biological process: regulation of DNA-templated transcription. The record is from RefSeq and is a predicted model, not a curated record. The coding region runs from base 17 to 5110 and encodes 1697 amino acids. The transcript is spliced from 16 exons. Gene Ontology annotation, cellular component: RSF complex.
CACUGCUGUGGAAAAGAUGGCUGCUUCGGCGGCAACGGCGAGUUUUUCCCCCGGUUUGUGUCCAAAUUACGCCGUGAUUUGCUCCUUUCUGGAGCGGUACGGAGCGCUGUUGGACCUACCGGAGCUCACUUUUCCUCAGCUGGAGAGAUAUCUGCAGGACACUUCCUCAGUUCCAAAGCUGCUGGUUGAUCUUCACGUCAAGUUGCUGAGGAAGAUUGGCAAGUCGGUGUCGGCGGACAGAUGGGAGAAAUAUCUAGUCAGGGUGUGUCAGGAGUUCAACACGACCUGGGCAUGGGAACUCGAACAGAAAGGAUACAAGGAGCUGACGAUGGAGUGCAAGACGGGGAUACUUAAAUAUUUGUGCGAGUGUCAAUUCGACGAAAAUGUAAAGUUCAAAACUGCCAUCAACGAUGAGGACCCAGAUAAAAUGCGUCUGCAGCCCAUCGGCCGGGACAAAGACGGCCAGAUGUACUGGUUUCAACUGGACCAAGACGACAAUGUCCGGGUUUACGUGGAGGAGCAGGAUGACAUUGAUGGGUCAUCGUGGAAGUGCAUCGUCAGAGACAGAAAUGACUUGGCCGAGGUUGUUGCCCUGCUGAAGACGCAAAUUGACCCUGAACUGCUGAAGAAGAAAGACCAAGAACAGGAAAUCAAACCUGACGGUGAGGAGGACAAAGAAAAAGCAGAAGAGAAAGGUGAUACUAAAAAGACUGAAGACACACUAGAAGAAGACAGCAAAGACUCCAACAAGGCAGUUAAUCCCGUUUCACCAAAGAUGGAGAAUAAUGAAAAAGUAACGCAGAACGACAACCUGAAGUCAGAAACCUCUGAGACAAAAUCUUCACUGAAUGGCAUCAUUGAAGGCAAAACUGAGACAGAACUCCUCUCAGAAGAUAUCAGUAAAAAAGCCCAGAACAUCAAAGAGGAGCCAAUGGAGGUUUCGGAAACUAAAUCAAGCACAAGUGAACCAACAACGGCCUCCGAGGCGUCCUGUAUACCAGUAAAAACAGAAAAAGGACAGGAGGCGAAGAAGAGUAAUGCAGAGGAGAUCCAGCAGACUAUGAAGAAUGACCAACAGGCCAAAAUCCCCCUUAAAAAAAGAGGAAUGAAGUUCAGUGAAGACUUUGAGAAAAGUAGCUCCAUUAUAGUGCAAAAUCCAGCAGUUUCUAACCUCAAGGAGUCUCCUAAAGUCGAGACGACUCCUGAACAGACAAAGAAAGCUCAGACGGUAAACGAUCACGUUAAUGGUGAGGUUCAACCUUCGUCUGAGUCGCUAAAAGACACUGCUGUCGACAAAGAGCCGACGACUGAAGCAGCUGCAGAUAAAACUGUAAACAGCACAGAAAAUGAGGCUCCAGCUCCAGAAAAAGACACCACGAAAGAUGAGAAGAACGAGGCCUGCAGUGCAAAGAAGGAUUCAGAGGGAGUCGAAUCACAACAAGCAGAUGUGGAGAAGAAACCUCAAAAUGUGCAGGUUGAAAGGGAAACUGAGAAGAGGGAAGCCCACGAGUCUCUGCCACCACCGACAGAACCGCCACCUUUACCUAAAGACAUCAAUAAUGCACUGGAGAAAUCCUCUAAUCAUGAAGAGCAUGAAAAAGUCAAAGAAUCCAAACUGGCAGACACAGAACAGUCUCGUAUGGCGAACAACACGUUACAAGAAAGUGAUAAAACAUUAACAGCUGAUGAGUCAGAGAGCCUAAAUUUAAAUCAUGAAGUCAGACCCAAAGAGGCUGAGUCAAAAGAUUCAGAAAAGUCCGAGGAGAAGGCAGACGGUGUUGACAUGGACACGUCCGAGCCAAGCCAGACUAAAGAAACAAAGUUGGAAGAAGAUGUAAUGGAAAAAGAAACCAGUGACGCUAAAGAAACUGAGGCAAAUAUCGAGAAAUCAGAAGAGUCAGCGCUGAAAGAGAAGCAGGAAGAUGUUAAAACAACAGACAAAGAUCCUGCAGAGAAAUGCGCUGACUCUGAAAGCACUGAAUCAACAUCUGUCAUUAAAAAAUCAGACAAACCAUUAAUUAGUGAGAAAUCGGAAGAAAAAGCCAAUGCGAAGGAAAGCGUGGAGCCUCCUGUCGUCGACAAGGAAGACAAAUCAGAAACAUGUAAACCUGCCGAGAAGCAGGACAACUUCAAAGAAGCAGAGGUGACUGCUCAGAAAGCCAGUGAAGCCUGCCAGACAAAGACGGAAAAGCCAGAAGACGUAAAGAAAGCUGUCAACUGUGAAGACGGCACGAUGCAUGAUGUCACAGAGACAAGCGACUCUGCAUCUGGGCCUGUGGCGGCUGAAGCAUCAGGCGUUAAACACGAUCUGACAAAGCCACACGAGGAUGAGACAACUGAGAAAACUGAGACAAAGUCUCCUGCACAUGAGAUGAUGGAGGAAGCAUCUGAAGGCAAAGAUAAACCAAGCAGCCCCGUUGAGAAGACAAUUGUCUCUGAAGAAACUGAUAAAGAACCCGAAAGACCAGAGACAGAGAAGGAGAAAGUGUGUGAAGAAGAGCCGAAAAAAGUAGAGGCAGAGUAUCUGUCGUUAGAAAGAAAAAAGGAUGCUGACAAGGCAAAUGAAAAGGAUACAGACAGUGAAAAGCUUUCAAACGACAAAGAAAAUAAAAGGGAUUCCACAACAGAAAAACUCUCUGAAACUGUGGAAACAAAGGAGGAGAAACGAACUCAGAAAGAGAGUAAAACCUCAACCGCAGCAGAAGAAUCUGGAGACCAAAACAUGAGCAAAGAUGCUGAAUCCUCAAAAGAAACAGAAAAACCCCUGAGCAAACAGCCAGCCAGCGAUACUGAAAAGGAAGGUAAAGAGAAAAGCGAGGAGUUGGACACUGCAAAAGCAAAAAAAGAGGUGACGAAUGGAGGUGAAACUCCAGCAGAUUUUAAGAAAACAGUUUCCCGUCGUAGAAACAAGCCUCUAGCUCACCGACGGAAAGCCGAGCUCCAGAGAGAAGAGCGACAAGGAGACUCCGAGUCUGAUACAAACACUGGGAGGUCUCUUCGAAGGUCGCCGAGGAUCUCCAGACCGACACCGAAGGUGGUCGAGAUCCAGGACAAGAAGAUGGAGAAGCAGCAGGCCGUUCCUCCGUCUGAGAAACAGGACGACAACAAGGCAGAGAAGGAAAAAGAUAAAGAGGACGAGGAGGAAGAAGAAGAAGAGGAGGAGGAGGUGAAGACUGUUCAGAAGAAGCCAAGAGAGAAGAAGCCAGAUCAAGAGGGUCAGACGAAACCAAAGGGCCGAAAAAGGCGGAAGGUUCGGUGGUCCAACACAAGGACGCGCCGCAAAAAGAAAGACUCCGAAGACGAGGACGACAACAGUGACGAGGAGUCCAGCGAGGAGGAGGAAAGCGAGGAGGAGGACGAUAGCGAUGAAGACUACAAGGUUGAGCGAAGCAGAAAGAGGCGGAACCGGAACCGGGAGAGACGAAGCUCGGACUCAUCAACGUCUACGGAUGAUGAUCUACCUCCAAAUGAUGACCCUUGCAAACACUGCGGUCUUCCAAAUCACCCAGAACUGAUCUUGUUGUGUGAUUCGUGUGACAGCGGCUACCAUACAGCCUGCCUGAGGCCUCCACUCAUGAUCAUCCCCGAUGGAGAGUGGUUCUGUCCGCCCUGCCAGCAUAAGCAGCUCUGCGACAAACUCGAAGAGCAGCUCCAAAACCUCGACGCUGCUUUGAAAAAGAAAGAACGAGCUGAGAGGAGGAAAGAGCGCCUAAUCUACGUUGGAAUCAGUGUCGAGAACAUCAUCACGCCCUCCGUGGAGGUGGAGGAGGAGAGGCCAGAGAUCGUAAUCAAAGAGAAGAAAGAACCGAAGCUGAAGAAUAAGAACAGGGGCCGCCGGUCGACGAGGGCAAAGAAAACCAUCAGCUACAGAUUUGAUGAAUUCGAUGAGGCGAUCGAGGAGGCCAUAGAGGAAGAUAUCAAAGAAGCGGAAGGUGGAGGAGCUGGUCGAGGUAAAGACAUGGCCAACAUCACAGGCCACAGAGGAAAGGACAUGUCCACCAUCCUCCAAGCAGAGGAGGGAAAAGAGAAUGGACGGCCGCCUCGACCCACCGUCAGUCAGCGCAAAAAGAAACGCCGGCGACUCAACGACCUGGACAGCGACAGCACCGUGGACGAGGAGGAGAGCGAGGAAGAGUUCCGCCUCAGCGAAAGCUCAGAAGAAGAGUUCGUUGUAUCGGACAAUGACUCUGAAGCCGAAACGGAGCCGGAGUCCAACGACAGCGACUUCGGCAGCCACAGCAGUGGCAGACGUCUCGCCUCCUCACGGACCAGGAGGCCACCGAAACGCCGGCGAAGCUCCAGAAAGCGACGAAGACCGAGAGGUUACUCGGACGACGAAGAGGACGAGACGGACGAGGAAGACGAAGAUGAAAUAGUGACCGAAGGCUCCAGCGAGUUCAGCGACAGUGAUCUGGAUAUGAGCCGACGGCGGUCUCGGCGGCACCAGAAGAAGCAGGUGAACUACUGCGAGACGUCCGAGUCUGAAGGCUCUCAGGCAGAAACCAACCGAGCCAAGAUGAGACCUCGACAUCAGGCAGACAGCUCCGAUAGCGACGCGAGUUUCUCCAGAGACUCUGAGGAGGAGUCAAGGGAUCGGAGGCUGAAGAGGAGAGCCGACUCCUCAGAGGAAGAUUCCCGGCAGCGGCGCAGACGUCUUGCACUGAAACGCAGGAGAGCGUCUGAGGACGACGACUCGGACGACGACUCGGACGAGUCUUCAGAGGAGGACCGCCCUAUCCGUAAGCGGGUGAACCGCAUCGACUCGGACGACGACGACGAGGAGGAGCCGGAGGAGAAACCAAAGGAGAAGAAAGCAGAGGAGGAGUCAAAGGGAACAAACCCACUGGACUGCAAUCUGGCUGAGCUGCCACCAACCAACGGACAGAGCCCGAUUAAGAGCCCCGAGGGCCUCAUCAGCCGGUCUGCAGCCGCCGCUCCGGCUGUCAUCCCAAAUCUGGAGGCGCCCAAAAACAUCAGUGCUGUGCCAGCCGCUGCCAUAGCACCAAACGGGCUGGUCGGCCAGGACAUGGCAGUGCAGGACGAUGAUGAAGACGACCUGUUAGGAGUCACAGACCUCGUGGACUACGUCUGCAAUAACGAACAAUUGUAAAAAUGGUGUACUGUUCCUUUUUUUUGUGGUAUUGUAUUUUUAUAUUGCUUAACUUUAUUAUUCCCUCCCAUGCCAACAUCCUCCACGGCGUCCUUUUUACUUGUGUCAUCCGGAGCUUGAUUCUUGGCACCAACAGCCGGAACUGGAUCCCUGUCACCAGUCUGUCCCUGUGGGAUUAAGGAACCAAUAAGGGCACUAACAUAUCGUCUCAUUUGUCUGGUAAUAAUAACCCUCAAACCACGUGCAUCAUCCAGCUCCACUGCCAAACCACCUCCUUCCUCUAAACGUCUCACUCAUUUCACUUCUGUUUUCAUUUUCUACAUCUGGGAUUUGUAACGGAAGUCUAAAGCCGUUAUUUGACUGGGAAAUUUCAUUCCAAAACUGAGGUGAAUUUCUGUGCAUCAAUCAGCAUUUUUUUCCUUUAAGAAAGCAGAUGUUAGGAAAAGUGCUGGUUCACCUCAAAGCAGAGAAGAUGAAAUCAUGUCUUUAUCGUAAAUAUGAAGCUGCAGCCCGUAGCAGGUUAGCUUAGCUUAGCACAAACACCGAUCUACUUUCAAUAAGCUGCAAGAGAGCUCCUUUCGACUGGUCGACAGGUCUAGUUUGUAGACACUGAGUCCACCUUCUGCUCUGUUCUCAGUCUUUAAAAAUGUGUUUUAACCAUUAACUAAUCAGGACAUGCAUGAUGUUUGAUAAAAUCCAAGGCAAUCGUGACGUAAUGGCAAUUACAAGAAAGUCUGAUUAGCAUUCAGAUGUUCUGACGACGAUAAAUCCACCCACUGGCACUUUUAAAGCUUUUAAAAUCUCACUAAUUAACACUUUAUAUAUCUUGUUUGUUACAUAUUGAGCUUUGGAGGCGCUGUUAGUGGAUUUUGUUUGCUGGUUUAACUGUUUUCAGUCUUUGCUAAGCUAAUUGGCUGCUGGAUGGAUCUUAUAUUUGAGUUAAAGAUGUGAGAAUUCUGGUUUAAUCUCCUUUGAUGAGACUAAUUCUUCUUCUUCCUGUCAUAUUUGAUAAGCUAUAAUCACACACCACAGCUGGUCAGAUGCUGGUGUUUACGCAAUAUUCCCUGUUUGUUGUUUUAACCCUUGAUAUUAAAACUAUAUAUUGGACCCCUUGCGUUGUAUGAAGGUGUGAAUGUAUAUAUGUGACCAACCCGUCAGUCCUUCCUCCCUUUCUUUGCUAAACGAUAGAGUAGUUUAUGUAUAUUGUACACAUACAUAAUUAUUUUAACUUUGUGCGCUGCCAUCAGUGGUAAAAUCUCACUUUUUAAUUUUGUCAGAGGAAACAAAAUCAAAAACCGUUUGUCCCUCCUAUUUUCAAGAUCUAGUCUAGCGUCUUCUUACAUUUACGUUGUGAUUUUGUUUUUAAUAAUGAUGUAAUUUUUUUUAUAUCUAAACCUUUAUUUGUCGUUGUCUCUUUGACAAUAAUGUAAAGUGUCUUAUUAUCUUUGUACAUCCAUCGACUGUUUAAAAACCUUAUUAGCUAAAAUAACCCUCAGCUGCAAAACAAACCCCAUUUUCUUCUUUUUUUUUUUUUUUAUUCGUUUGUUUCUUGCUCUGCUUUCCUGUCCUCUCUGUUUAAAAUCUUGAGCUGCCGUUCUGGUCGAGUUGUUGCCGGACAUCAGCCAGAUCGAGAUUCUGCAAAAAUAAUUUGUUUUGAAAGGAUGCAGUUUUUGAAUGGGGGAGGAGGGGAGGAUAAAGGAAAAUCAAACCAAUGACUUCACUGACCUCUGCUGGAACCAGUCUGUGUGUAUAUCUGUAGUUUUUGCUGUAAUAUAUUUAGAGGCAUUUUUUUAAUCAUGAAAAAAUAUAUCGGGGCAAUUCUUUGGGAUUGCAUGAGUUUCUAAUAGUUUUUUUUUGUAGGGGAAGUGAUACUGGCACAACAGUUUUUGUAACAAAAUCAGAAAACUUUGGCAUGUUUCGAGAAGGUCUCCUCACCUGAAGGAGACUCAGCAGCAUCGUUUGCAGUCAGACUGCGUUGGAAAGCAUGCGCUAACCUACUAAAGGCAUGUUGAGGGCGUUAGAAAAUAAUCUAGGACAGCUGAAGGAGAGGAGAUGAGGCCUGUUUGUAAAAUAUUUUGUAAAUUAGUCUCAGCAUGGUCUUCACAGAGGAUAAACCACUCUAUUUAUCGUACCGUUUUUGAUACUGGCCACGGCCCCAACGUGACUUCUAACGCAAAAACCUAUAUGUGCUGCUUGCAGUGCAUACAACACAGGCUUCUAUACACGAUAUUUAGCUUCUAGAUUAGUUGGACAGAAUAUAGCGAAACCCAAUUCUACAAAUGUACUAGAGGUGUGUGUCCUGGUGGGUCAAGGAAUGUCUGUGCUGUACGUAACCCUGUUUAUAUUCUCCACAGAGACGAGGAGGAUGCGUUCAUGUGUCUCUCACAGUUAUGACAUAACCAGUAGCAAGAGCUGCGUAGGAAUGAAGAGGGGAGUAAAGGCCGUGAUGGGGUUGAGGGAUGAAGUUGGUGCCAAUGACUGAAGUGUUAACAGAGUUUCCUAUUUACCUCAUGAUGAAUCUGGGAGGAAAGACACCCUGUCCACUGUGUAUAGGUCCUAGUAGACUGGUUGUUGGUGUUUUGUCUGCUCCUUAAAUUUUUGUUAACUUUACUGUUAUUUCUUAUGAAUCUGAUCUUGUACAUUUGUCAUAAUAAAAUGGGUUUGAAGCCUCA